Acanthochromis polyacanthus (spiny chromis) is the source of this 950-nucleotide messenger RNA. RefSeq names its product basic leucine zipper transcription factor, ATF-like 3 (gene batf3). Gene Ontology annotation, molecular function: DNA-binding transcription factor activity, RNA polymerase II-specific; RNA polymerase II cis-regulatory region sequence-specific DNA binding. Bases 348 to 707 code for a protein of 119 amino acids. The transcript has 4 exons. NCBI's taxonomy places the organism in Eukaryota, Metazoa, Chordata, Actinopteri, Pomacentridae. Gene Ontology annotation, biological process: regulation of transcription by RNA polymerase II. Gene Ontology annotation, cellular component: nucleus. The record is from RefSeq and is a predicted model, not a curated record.
GGCUGCAGUAUUUACAGCAGCAGGAUGGUGCAUGUGGGACACAGACAAACUAACCUAUGGUGUCCUGUGUUCAUUCUUUCCCUGUCAAGUUAUGUUCAGGUUACCCGUGGGCCCCGAGUCAUGUGACUUAUUUGAACUGCCUUCUCCACUUCUACAAAAUAGGCAGCAAAACUGAAAAGUGAAAAGAAAGUUGAAAUGAAAGUCCAGCCUGAUUUCCGUCUGGUUUCUCUAAACCUCACUGACAUUGAUGCUCAGUCCACAAAUAACUCUUUAUUUUCUGACGGAGUCUGCGUGCAAGAUAUCCUCCUGCUUUUCUCAUUUAAAUUUUACCAAUAUUGAAGUCUGUGAUGUCAGACUGUGAUUCAUCCUGCACGUCUCAACAGAAGAGCAUCGUAAGCAACCAGCUCUGCGAAGGAUGUGAGUGCUCAGAGGAUGAAGGCAGAAGGCUGAAGAGGAGAGAGAAGAACAGAGUUGCAGCUCAGAAGAGCCGCAAGAGACAAACCCAGAGAGCUGACCUGCUGCAUGAGACCUGUGAGCUGCUGGAGCAGAGGAACAGAAAGCUAAGGAGAGAGGUGGAUUCUCUGUCAGAGGAGCAGCACCUGCUGACUGAAGCUCUCAGAGCCCACGAGCCCCUCUGUCCCAUCAUGCACUGCUCCUGCACCUCCUCCAGCCUGCAGCCUGAUGACAUGGCAGCCUGUUCAGUUUGACUUUCUGAGCACAGUGAACUCCUGAAUGUCUAAGCUGACAACUGUCCCAGUAAACCUCUGGAGGCCGCUGUUGACUGUGAUUAGAAAUGAAGUGCAGCUGCAGCAGAUCUGACCUCUGGUGGCAGAACUGAUCAUCACAGUCAACAGCGUCCUCUGCUGGUUUAUGCAGCAGCUCAUGUCCAUAAUGUAAAUACAGUAAGUUUGCUGCACUGUACAUGUGACUAAAAAUUAAACAAAACGCAU